Dentiscutata heterogama is the source of this 180-nucleotide messenger RNA. Lineage: Eukaryota; Fungi; Glomeromycota; Glomeromycetes; Diversisporales; Gigasporaceae. The record is from the annotation of a GenBank genome assembly.
UCAAUGAGGUUCAGAAGAAUUGGAAGCGACCCGACGUUAUUAAGUUUUUAGAGGAAAAUAAAGUGAAGUUAGACCUUGAUGAUACUCACAUUCAAAUACUUAAAGAUAACCAUGUUUCCGGCCCAGCUUUCCUUAAGCUAACUCUAGAAAAACUUCUAGCCUCCCCUUAUAAACUUCCUG